Molecule: messenger RNA, 2314 nt
Organism: Chiloscyllium plagiosum (whitespotted bambooshark)
Lineage: Eukaryota; Metazoa; Chordata; Chondrichthyes; Orectolobiformes; Hemiscylliidae
Source: RefSeq, a predicted model, not a curated record
UGGAGGCGCUAUGCAGCCAGCGGCAAGCUGAAAUUGCCAGCUAGAAAACAAGAACUUGAAGAUUCAUUGACGAUGGCUAGAAAUGUGAUUGAGCGUCACUUUGUUGAAGACCAUUGCACUGAAAUGACCAAAAUUCCUUUCAUCUGGAAUGUGGAUACACAGGGGCCAUACUUCACGCUUGACAUGAAAAUGUCUCAUCUGAAAGAUCUAGUGUUUAACUUUAUGUUUGGAGUAAAAGCCCACAGGAUUUUAAAAAUAAACAUCUCCUUAAAUGAAUUGAAAGAACUACAGUUUGAGAGCCUGUGUCCCUUUGUGAAUUUACGUGAGCUGAAUGUGUCGCUCAAUUCUAUUUGUAGUAUUUCAUGGCUCAGUGCUUUACCUGUCCUGAUGGUUUUGAACCUGGCACACAAUGAGGUUGAAACUCUCCAAGGAUUAGAAAACUGCAAAGGUCUGACAGUUCUGAACCUCUCAUACAACCGGAUCAGGAGCAUUGCCAACCUUCCCUUUCUCAACAGCCUGACUGAAAUGCACCUCAGUGGCAACCAGUUGGAGUCCCUAGAAGGCGCUCAGCAUGUUCCCCAACUCUGCGAACUGUACAUUCAGAGUAACCAAAUCUGCAGCUUACUGCCCUUGUCCAGCAACUUGCAGCUGUGUGUUCUUGAUGCUUCAGACAACACGGUUCUUUCCCUCACUGACACUGUGCAUGUUCUCGGAAGCCUGAGGAGACUAAAGAAGCUGAAACUCAAAGGCAAUCCCUUAACCCAAGACAAAGGCUACAGCACAGCCUUCAGGCAAUCCACUACAACUGAAAUUCUGGACAGUGUUCUCCUGAGAGAUCAGUACACAUAUGGGUCACUGUUUGCACCACAUGUAGAUGUACAAAUGCAAACAAAGGAGGACCUGCAAGAGAAAGCACGAUUGGCGAUACAGAGCAAAAUGCAAGGGAAACGAAGUGAAACUGAAAGUGCCAUACAUUACCUUCACAGCAAGAUACUGAACCUUCAAAAAGGACAGUUGGAUUACGAAGACAACUUAACAAUGGAGUUGGAAGCAUACAACAGGUAUUUAGACAUAAUUCCCACUGAAGAUUACCAUAGCAUUGAUCCCAAGAAGGUUCCGUAUGCCAUGGAAAGAUACAUGUUCACUCACUUUUGGGAAAGAUGGGAUCAAGGGAAGCGAAGGCAAGAAAAUCAUCCAUUCAGAAACCUGAGAAAACCAGAUGAGGUGAUUCGAACUGCAGCAUCAGUCCUUUCAAACCUAUUUCCCAAACACCUCAGUCAAGAAACACCUGAUAAAGAGUCUGGAAAGCAUCAUGAAACUGUCUGCUAAGGGAGGAGGCCCAGAGGACAAGAUCUUUUCUGAAAUCCAAACUCCUGCCCAAGUUUGUAUGUAAAUCACUGCAUUCAUUUAUAAAUGUUUCCAGCUGCUGUAGAGUUUAUGAGCUGUUGUAGGAAACCUGCAGCUGCUUACUACUGUAGCUCUGAAUUUACAAGCUGUACUUUUUGAUUCUCAUGUAAAAACUGAAGAAUGAUUCAAGAUUGUCCUUAACAUAUUAAUUGGACUGCUUAAUUCCUCAUAAUUAAUUUGUAGAUGGUGCACUAGAUUGGACAUCCGGUGUCUGAUGUGCUUCCUGUCACCAACAGCACAAAAUGAGCCUAAAAUAAUACAUACUGUAUGUGUGCUUCAAAUGGCAACUGCAGUCCCCACUGAACAUUGUAGAACACAUGCGAUCACUGUUCACACAACACUGACAUAGCAAGAUUCACUGAUAAACUAAAUAGCCAAAUGGUGUGGAAGUGCAGUCUCAUGUUGGACAAAUCAGGUGGAGAUGGAAGGUUCUCUUCCCUGAGAGACAUUUGGAAUUGUUAUGAUCUUCGCAAUUAUUUUCCUGAUGCCAAGCCAAAAGCUUAAAGAUUUUUUAAAAAUUAAUGUACUUGUUGCAAUCAUAUUUGAAUAAUACCCUCUUUAUGUUACUAGUCCAGGGUUUUUAACCACUUGGCUAAUAUAUCCAUGAAUAAUGGUCUUGCCACUACUCAAUUCAGAAAGAGGCAAUCAGCUCCUCAUCACUGGCUUAGUUUAGAAUUAGUUUACAAACAAAGACAUUUUCUACUCAUGCAGGACACUAUUUACAUUCAUUCUGAAGCAACAAGUGAAUAAUAAAAUCCCUACAGUGCAGAUAGAGGUCAUUCAGCCCAUUGACCUUCCAAACAGCAUUAUCCCCAUAAAUCUGCAUCCACCAUAGCUAACCCAUCUAGCCUGCACAAUCCUGAACACUAUGGACAGUUUGGCAUGGCCAAUCCACCAAACCUGCACA